AUGCGGGGCGGGAGCCCCCCGAAGAAGCGGCCAGGGAGCCCCGUCCCGCAGCCCGCGGGGGCGGCCCCGGGAGGAGGGCGCCCGCUCCCCCCGGGACCUCUCACACGCGGCGCCGGGACUCACCUGCGGGCGCAGAGCCGCCUUUCCCCGGACUGCCGGGACCCCUCUACAAAGAGCGCCUGUGGGGCGAGGCCAUCCAGGAGGAAAAAGCUGCAUUCGCUCAGCCUCACCGCUGAUGCCAGAGCUCGAGGCAGGCUCCCCGCCAUCGAAAGAACCAAAACGUCACAGCAAGUGAAACGCAAGAGGACAACUGAGGCAGGGAAGAGCGUCCCCAGAAUGACCUGUUCCUGGACGUCGUCGGCCCCAACCCGACCCAACGCAGAGAUGGGGCCGCGGGUCGGGGAGCCGGCGGCGCGGACCCUGCCCCUCCCGCCGGGCGCCGGCUGUGCCGCUGGAGCGGCCGCGAGGCCCCACGCGGGGGCUGACCGGGCGGCGGUUACCCGUGGCAGAACACGGCGGCUCCUCCGCGCGGCCCGGCCGUUGGGAGCGGUUCGCGGCCGCCCUAGAGUAGGGCUCGCGGCGACACGGCUACAGGACGCGGGAGCCGAUCCCUCUGUCCUCAGCGCGCCCGGCGUCGCGCAGCAAGGAGCGCCGAGCCCGGCCGCACGGCAAGAUGGCCGCGCCCGCGGGCCGGGCACAAGGCGGGCUGACGCGCCCUGUCCCGAGUCCGGGCGCCCAACCGCGUCUGCUUCCGCUGCCCAGACAGGUCGCUGCCGCCGUCCUCGGAGGGAACGACGCAGGACGGGUAGCCGAGACCAGUCCCGGCCCUCCGCGCUGGGCCCCGCCGUGCGCCAAGAUGGCGGCCGACGCACUUCUGCUCGCACUUCCGGCCCCGCCCGCGUUUGCUCGAUCCCAUGCCUGCUCAAGGACAAUGAGUGCAUCCAGUCCACACAGACUGUCACCCCCAACGGCGAAGACAGUGACAUCAAGAAAAUUAAGAAGGUCUGCACCAUUCCUCUGGGCUGGCACAACUGUCUCAGCCUCUUGAGAAGGCCUGCUGGCACGUCCCAGUGUCAGGAGUGUCCACCUACUGUUCCACAGCCCCCAGGGCAUGCCAUCCCCUCCCCCACCAAACUCAGCUCUAAAGACAGAACCCACGGCUCCUCACCCCUGAACAGUACCUUGUCAGGCCAUUUCUCUGCUUGUCCCUGUGAAGUGGGGGAGGCUCAGCCCCAUUGUAUAGAUGAGAAAACUGAGGCUCCACGAGAGGAAGGAGCAGAUAGAAGCAGGACAGGAGCCCAGGCCAUGAGACUCACAGCUGAGAGCUCUCCUCACUGCACUGGGCAGCCUCAGUAAGACCCCUGAGGCCACCUCUCCACCGUCAAUCCCUUGCAUGCCCCCCCCACAGAGGGUGUCAUGCAAACACUUCCUCUCACAACUGCCCCCUUUAGUCCCCAGCAGCCCUCAGCACGGAAACCCAGCCUUAUACGACCCCAUAGUUGGCCCCACUGGUUUUGCCCUGUUAGAGUCCAGAAGGGGCAGAUGUCUCAGAAGGUCGUGCCCAGCACCAUGGGCCACCCCGUGGGGGUGUGGAGGGAGAGAACAUGAUUUGUGCUGCAGCUUGCCAGACUCGAAUCAGGGGAGCCUGACUCAUUCCCAAGAAAACCAGGGGAAAUCAGAGAAUCCUGCUUGUUGAGAGGGCAGGAGGAGCCCAGUGCCAUCCAGACCAGAAGCUGCAGACUGGCACCCACGGGCAAGUUCAGCCUACCUGUGUGUUCGGGGUUUUUAGUCCACACGGUGUUUUUUCUUUUUAAUUUGCUGUCAGUGCUUUAAAAGCUAAAUAUUCCACAUAAAAAUCUGGGUGUCUGGUUUCUCAGAAAUAGCUAACAUCCAUUAAGCACUUUCUAUGUGCCAGACACUGUUCUAGAGCUUUAUGCAGAUUAACUCAUUCCUAACUAAAAACUCCCUGAGGUUUCAUUGUUAUCUGCAUUUUACAUAUGGGGAAGCUGAGGCGCAGAGAGGCAAAGUGACUUUCCUAGGUCACACAGCUGAGUAUUUGCAGAGUGACAUUUAAAUCCUUAAGAAUUUUAAGAGAAUGAGAAUCAGCUUUCCCUUGUUACACUUAGUUUUAUCUUGCUUGUAGAUACAACCUGUGUGUUGUAACUGGGUUGAGGUUAAUACUGACAAGAGUUUUCUUUCCCUCUAGGCUAACGAUAUCUUUCUUUUUUCAACUAUGAUUUUCCCUGAAGGUACACUGUAAGAAGAUAGAAAAUAUAUUUACUUACAGUGUUUUUUUAUUUUUUAUUUAUUUUCUUUGAGGAAGAUUAGUUCUGACCUAACA
Molecule: messenger RNA, 2341 nt
Organism: Equus caballus (horse)
Lineage: Eukaryota; Metazoa; Chordata; Mammalia; Perissodactyla; Equidae
Source: RefSeq, a predicted model, not a curated record